AAAUCCUGCAAGAAUGGGAGAGCCAUCAUCUGCCUAGUUCUGCUAGUCAAUCCAGGGAAGACUCUUUAGGAGAAAUAAACAACAACCCUGCUUUAAGCCAAACUAAUGGAGAGAAUGUGCAUAAGGAAAAAACCACAAGUACCGAUGGUUCCGUUGACGAAAACGUCGAACGAACAGAAGAUAGGCAAAAGGAUAUCGUAACAUCUUCCUGCACUUCGCCGAGAUCCACACCUGAUCAAGAAGUUAAUAACCAGCAGCAUACACAUCAUAAGGUAGAACAUUCCUACACUAAAAACACCCCUACAAUAACAACAUCUAACAGCAGCAGUCUUACUGAAGGUCAUUUGGAAGAAGAAUGGAAGCCUUGGACACCUAAAAGCAACAAUAAUUACUUGGAGAGGUUUCGUCCUGUGGACAACAGCCCAGAGAAAGUAGUUAGUCCUUUAAUCCAAACAUCUAAAAAUAGGAAUCUUCCACCUAAUUCUCAGAGUGAUAGCAGUCGGGGUGAUCCGGGGGAUGUUCCUGUUGAAUCUCCCUUUUCGGAUGUCUUCAGUGAUUCUGGGGAUGAGUCUGAGACUGGAAGUGACAUGGAAGAGGAAGAUGACCACGAAGAUUUCUCUCGUGGCUUAGAUGCUUUCCUCAGAGCAGUCGUAGCAAGGAAAAAGGAGAGACGAGUUGCACUGGAGAGAUACUCCCUCCAGUCCACUCAUGUUGGCAUAGAGCACCGUCUCAUUGCGGCAGCAACUUUCAAUAAAAAUUACAGAAUUCCUGGGACCAGAGUUGUGUAUUUAUCACUUUUAACUGUUCGGAAGAGAUUUCGAAGAUGUGGAAUCGGAAAGUUCAUGUUAAAAAAAAUCAAAAGCCCUUCUCAAGUUGGACCUUAUGAUGCUUUGGUGGUGAGAGCUGAUCCGACAGCCUUGAAUUUCUUCCUCAAAAACAACUUCACGGAUGACCUUAUUCUCAAUAGCCGAUUUAGAGAGCUGGAAAUUGAUGGUUGCCCAAAAGGUACACUCUUGUGCUAUCUUCCCCCUUUUGAUGGUCAUUAUCCACCACUUCCAGGGACCCAAGAAUGGAACAGUGCAGAUGCAAUGGUGGCAAUGGAAGAGGAGGUAGAAAAAUGGAGACAGAAGAGCUUAGAAGCAUACCAAACGCAAGUCACAUGCCUAACAAGACUGCAGCAGGAAGUACUUAGACUCCAUAACUUGCUAAGGAGACAAGAUGCUACAAUACAAUUCCUGAAAAAAGAAAAUCAAAGGCUGCAGGGCAGACUUACAAAAGUUGAGAGGAAAUCUGCACAAGCAUUAAUUGAUGUUUUAGAGAAAGAAGCUGCUGACUUUGAACGCUUUUGUACCAUCCAGUAUCAAAACAAUGACAGUAGAUGACUCCUUGAUGACUCAACAGUAUUCAGUUGCAACUGAUGAUUGUACAGGUUAUUUUCAUAAUGUAUAAGAGGUGUUAUUCUCUAUAUGUAAUCUAUUUAAAACUUAUAACAUCUUUGCUUAUAAAUAACAAGAAAUUUUGUGAAUUUCUCAGUGGUUCAUAAAAUACUAUGAAAGGUACUUCCUAAAUUGGAAAUUGAUGUAAAAUGUUAGUGAAAUGUAUUCUACAACUGUAUUUAGUAGUUACUUCAUAUAAACAAAAGUAGAUCUAUAAA
Messenger RNA from Stegodyphus dumicola, 1654 nucleotides. RefSeq lists its product as uncharacterized. The record is from RefSeq and is a predicted model, not a curated record. Lineage: Eukaryota; Metazoa; Arthropoda; Arachnida; Araneae; Eresidae.